UGAACAUUUCUUUUAAAUAUAACAUCAUUAACACAUCUAACGCCACGGAAGACUUGUUAUACACCCACGAAGGGAACCUGUCGCCGUAAAGGCGUGUUAUUUACGAAGGAAGUAGCUUUAGCCCGCUAAGCAACUUACAAGAGCACUUCAACUCUCUUUAUCCAAAUAUCAAGGCUAAACAUCGGGAUCUACAACCCGUUUCAGAUUUACAUGUGAUCUGUUUUAUUUCUAGCGCUGACAUAAAAGUGAGGGGCACUGAAGUCAUGGAGGAAAUCAUGGGGGUCUGUGGUCUAGAAGCCAGAGGACUUGUUGAAGGGAGCAGUUCACCUCUGGAUGUUGAGACCCCAUCCCAGGAUAAUGUGGAGGAUUUCGCGGGGCUGGUGAGCAGUGAGGAGGAGAGAGGGGAGACGCCAGGAAGGGAGGGUAGUAACCCUGACCCCCUCGAUGGGGAGUUGGACCCUAAUGCUGAGAAAACCAAGGACCAAAAAGCAUUUGGCAAAGAGGUUUUGUUGCUGAUGCAGGCGCUUCAUACUUUAGCCACCCCAGAAGAAAAACUCGCUGCCCUUUGUAAGAAAUAUGCAGACCUGCUGGAGGAGAGUCGCAGCAUGCAAAAGCAGGUGAAAGUGUUGCAGAAGAAGCAGAACCAGGUGCUUAAAGAGAAGAUCCACCUGCAGAGCGAGCACAGCAAGGCCGUCCUGGCACGCAGCAAACUGGAGAGUCUUUGCAGGGAACUUCAGCGCCAUAACAAGACCUUAAAGGAGGAGAAUGCUCAGAGGUCCAGGGAGUACGAAGAGCAGCGCAAGGAGGCGACGCUGCACUUCCAGAUGACACUCAACGAGAUUGAGGCCCAGAUGGAGCAGCACAACUUGCACAACAGCAAGCUGCGGCAGGAGAACGUGGAGCUGGCUGAGAAACUCAAGAAGCUCAUCGAGCAGUACGAGCUCCGGGAGGAGCACAUUGACAGGGUGUUCAAACACAAGGAACUGCAACAGCAGCUGGUGGACGCUAAACUCCAGAGGACGGCUGAGCUGAUACGAGAGGUGGAGGAGAAACAGCAAAGAGAAAGAGAGUUUCUCCUGAAGGACGCGACUGAGUCCAGACAUAAAUGUGCGCUGAUGAAAGAGCAGGAGCAUCAGUUAAAGGAGCAGCUCACUCUGUACAUGGACAAGUUUGAGGAGUUUCAGACCACCCUCUCCAAGAGCAACGAGGUCUUCACCACUUUCCGACAGGAGAUGGAGAAAAUGACGAAGAAAAUCAAGAAGCUUGAGAAGGAGACCACGCUAUGGAGGACCAAAUGGGAGACCAACAACCAGACUCUACUGCAGAUGGCAGAAGAGAAAACGGUGCGAGACAAGAAUUACAAGGCCCUCCAAGGGAAACUGGAGCGUCUGGAGAAGCUUUGCAGGGCCCUCCAGAGAGAACGCAACGACCUGAACCUAAAACUGCAGGCCCUUCAGGACCCAGCGAAAGAUCCGGAGGAAGAAGGUACGGGGCCUCCUGACCCUCAGCCACAGGGGCUUAACCCAGAGAUGGAGGGAGAGAUGGAGGGUUUGGUGCCUCAAACAGAGAAACUCGGGCUUCAGCCUGAGGAAGUGGGCACCAUAUCAUCCACACAACUCACUGACGAAUGAUCCUGGCCUUCUGGUGGCCUUUCUUUUCCUUUCUUUUUGUGGAGGUAUAUAUUUUUGUCUAACUAUUAUCAUAAAAAAAUUAGUGGGGAAAAAGCAGGACAUUAGUGAAGACGCUAACUACUCUAUACGUUGGUAAUCCGCUUUGUGAAAAGCACUUUUUACUCCCUGUUUUCUAUCACAUUGUAUUUUCGUAGGAAAUGAUCAUGUGGUCCAAGACGGCCGCCAUGCAGCUUCGUUUCAUACGUUUUUUUUCCUUUUCCUUCCCCCUGUUCUCUGCUCAGCUGUGCUGUGCUUGCACGCUUUUACGUUCCUCUUGCAUAAAAUGUAGCUCUUCUCUCUGACCUCUAGAAUCUGAAUAAAUCAUUUUGGAUGCAUAUAAUGUUAAAUAUUGCCAUUUUAAAAUAGUCAACAAGCCAGUCCAGCUCUAGAUGACCAGAUAACCUUGAGACUUGAGAAACGGCAUUAAUAACAGGGGAGAUACAUUAACACACUCAACUACUCAUUGGCACUUUGAGUCUGAGCCAAGACGGGUCCAUGACAAGUCACGCUUCUGUUGCUUUGAUUGAAAUGGACUUUAAAGGAAGAUACAUGUCUUCUAAAUAGGAGAGGGGUCAAGACUCCUCUCCGCCUGGGACUGGUUUUCUAAUGGGACUCUGAUUAAGGGCUAGUUUGACUUUGAAAAAGGCUGCUACAUCUCCAACAAUUAUGUGAAAUCCUAAGACUUUCAAGAACUUUCUACGGGGAGGACUUUUUUUGUUGCAUGACAGACGAAGAGAAAGCAUCUUAACCAGCAGAA
This is a messenger RNA of Sinocyclocheilus anshuiensis, 2427 nucleotides long. Its product is annotated as gamma-taxilin-like. The transcript is spliced from 9 exons. NCBI's taxonomy places the organism in Eukaryota, Metazoa, Chordata, Actinopteri, Cypriniformes, Cyprinidae. The record is from RefSeq and is a predicted model, not a curated record. Gene Ontology annotation, biological process: regulation of cell cycle. Gene Ontology annotation, molecular function: syntaxin binding. Bases 264 to 1631 code for a protein of 455 amino acids.